Messenger RNA from Pipistrellus kuhlii (Kuhl's pipistrelle), 711 nucleotides. RefSeq names its product cathelicidin antimicrobial peptide (gene CAMP). Gene Ontology annotation, biological process: defense response to Gram-negative bacterium; antimicrobial humoral immune response mediated by antimicrobial peptide; innate immune response. Lineage: Eukaryota; Metazoa; Chordata; Mammalia; Chiroptera; Vespertilionidae. The transcript has 4 exons. Gene Ontology annotation, molecular function: lipopolysaccharide binding. Gene Ontology annotation, cellular component: extracellular region. Bases 31 to 696 code for a protein of 221 amino acids. The record is from RefSeq and is a predicted model, not a curated record.
AGGGGAGGCCUGCAGCUGGGGGCCAUCGCCAUGGAGACCCAGGGGAGCUGCCUGUGCGGGGGGCGCCGGGCGCUGCUGCUGCUGCUGCUGCUGGGCCUGGCCAUGCCCCCGCCGGCCGCCCAGGCCGCCCAGGCCCUGAGCUACCAGCAGGCCGUGCGCCUGGCCGUGCUGGGCUUCAACCAGCGCUCCCGGGAGCCCAGCCUCUACCGCCUGGUGCGGCUGGACCCACCGCCGCCGCCCGGCGACCUGAGCCCAGAGGCCCGCAGGCCCGUGAGCUUCACCCUGCAGGAGACCGUGUGCCCCAGGACGACGCGGCGGCCGCCCGAGGAGUGUGACUUCAGGGAGGAGGGGCUGCUGAAGGAGUGCUCGGGCUCCGUCAUCCUGGACCCGGACAACGGCUACUUCGACGUCACCUGCGAGGAGAUCAAGAAGGUCAAUCUGGACAACCUCAUCCAGAAAGGCCGGGAGAAGCUGGGCAGGCUGCGCGAGCUCUUCAGGAAAGGCGGGCAGAAGGUGGGCAAGCUCCUCCAGAAAGGCGGGCAGAAGCUGGGCGAGAUCGGCCAGAGGAUCAGGGAUUUCUUCAGCAACCUGAGGCCCCGGGAGGAGGGCCCGCAGCCCCGGGGGGAGGGCCCGCAGCCCCCGGAGGGGGGCCCGCAGCUCCCGGAGGAGGACACUCAGCCUCAGGAGGAGUCCUGAGGGCCGUCGGCCCGG